AUGGCACCGUGGAUUCUAGGAGACAAGUUCGAUACCGUCUAUCCCCAUCAGGGCUCGAUGAAGGCCCUGUGGGAGAUGAAGUGGAAAUUCCCCUGCACGAAAUCCAUUUAUCCAUUCCACGAUGGAUCGCUGGAGGACUUCGAGCCCAUUUUUGAGAAGCUGAUUGCCAACGACAUCAAUGAUGCCAAUGAUGAUGCGUACACCGAGACCUUCCUGCCAACAGCAUCAGCUCUGGAAAAGGAAGCAGAUGAAGCUCUGAGCAAUGGCCACCGAGACCGCGCAGCAGACCUCUACCGUCGUGCAGCAGUAGUCCUGCGGAUCUCACGUUUCCCCUACGUGAGCCCAAACACACGCCCAGAGACGUCCAUCAAGCGUCGGGCCUUCGACUAUCAGAAGACAGUCUACCUGAAGGCAGCGUCUCUGUGGAACCCAGUCAUCAAAGAAGUGAUGAUUCCACACAAGCACCACGCCGGCGGAGACCGCAGCCGCGAAAUCCCAGCGCUUAUCCGCGUGCCGGAAGAAGCCAGCGCACAGAACCGCGUGCCGGUCGUGCUGCUCAUGACCGGUCUUGACGGAUACCGUCCUGACAACAGCCAACGAAGCCAUGAGAUUGUGAGCCGUGGCUGGGCGACCGUUAUCGUUGAGAUCCCCGGUACAGCGGAUUGUCCUGCUGAUCCGUCGGACCCAGAGUCGCCCGAUAGGCUGUGGUCGAGUGUGUUGGACUACAUGGCUCUGAGACCUGAGUUUGACAUGUCCCGUGUUGCGGCUUGGGGUCUAAGUGCUGGUGGUUUCUAUGCCAUCCGUGCGUCUGUCAUGCACCGUGAUCGUUUUGCCGGUUGUGUUGCUCAUGGACCUGGAGCGCAUUACGUCUUUGACCAGGAGUGGUUGGCCCAUGCUAACGACCACGAGUAUCCCUUCGAGCUCACCUCAUGCAUGGCUGAGAAGUACGGCUACGCCAGCGACGCCGAGUUCAGGAAGAACGCCCAGAAGAAGUUCUCGCUGAUUGAGACUGGCAUCAUGGACCAAGAGAACUGCCGCCUUCUUCUGCUCAAUGGUGUGAACGAUGGCGUCGUCCCUAUUGAAGACUGUUUGACUCUGAUGAACCAUGGCGGUCCCAAGGAGGGCCGGUUCUUCGAGAAUCUGGUCCACAUGGGAUACCCUCACAGUCUGCCCGUGGCUUACAAGUGGCUGGAGAGUGUGCUGUCUCCAAACAUGACUCAGGUGAAGAACUGA
Molecule: messenger RNA, 1233 nt
Organism: Penicillium antarcticum
Lineage: Eukaryota; Fungi; Ascomycota; Eurotiomycetes; Eurotiales; Aspergillaceae
Gene: ayg1
Product: heptaketide hydrolyase ayg1
Exons: 5
Coding region: 1-1233 (410 amino acids)
Source: RefSeq, a predicted model, not a curated record